Messenger RNA from Helianthus annuus (common sunflower), 3172 nucleotides. Its product is annotated as ADP-ribosylation factor GTPase-activating protein AGD3. Gene Ontology annotation, cellular component: cytoplasm. The record is from RefSeq and is a predicted model, not a curated record. The transcript has 16 exons. Gene Ontology annotation, molecular function: protein binding; GTPase activator activity. NCBI's taxonomy places the organism in Eukaryota, Viridiplantae, Streptophyta, Magnoliopsida, Asterales, Asteraceae. The coding region runs from base 447 to 2879 and encodes 810 amino acids.
CGCACAUUUUUAAAAAAAUCAAAAAAGAGGUGAAUAAAGGUAAAGGAAUACUGUAGAAAAAGCAAGCAGUGUGACUGACUGACGGACGGACGGGCUCUUUUCCCUUUAUUAUUAAUUUAAUUUAAUUUAAUUUAAUGGUAAAUAACCAGCCAUAAUGAAAUGUCUGUCUGUGUCUUUGGUUGCACACAAACACAUGAGUGAUGGAAUUUCAAUGAAAGAGAGAAAUUGAUCUGCUUGCUUUCAAGUAAAAACAUCCUUCCAUCCAUCCGACCUUGUUUGUCUGUCCGUGUUGUUUAGGGUUUUCCACUUCACUCAUCUUCUUCUUCUUCUGAUCCAGACCUAGAUCACAAUGAACCAUCUUUCUUGCCUUUUUCACUCCAACCCCUGUUCUUGUGUGAAUCAAGAUUGAAUUUUUUCUUUUCUUUUGUUUCUACCCACAAGUAAUCAUGCAUUUCGCAAAGCUCGAUGACUCUCCGAUGUUCCGGAAACAGAUGCAGAGUUUAGAGGAGAGUGCUGAAUUGUUGAGGGAAAGAAGUUUGAAGUUCUACAAAGGAUGUCGAAAAUACACUGAAGGCCUCGGUGAGGGAUAUGAUGGAGACAUUGCUUUUGCCAGUACUCUUGAAACUUUUGGUGGAGGACAUAACGAUCCCAUUAGCGUCGCCUUUGGAGGUCCUGUUAUGACGAAAUUUACAAUUGCACUACGGGAGAUUGGAACAUAUAAGGAAGUUCUUCGAUCUCAGGUGGAGCAUAUACUGAAUGACCGAUUACUACAAUUUGUCAAUAUAGACAUGCUUGACGUCAAGGAGGCACGGAAGCGGUUUGACAAGGCCAGUCUUUUAUAUGACCAGGCUCGGGAGAAAUUUCUGUCCUUGAAAAAAGGCACCAAAAGUGAUAUAGCUAUAGUUUUGGAGGAGGAUCUUCAUAAUGCUAGGGCUUCUUUUGAGCAAGCUCGAUUCAAUCUGGUUACUGCACUUUCCAACGUCGAAGCAAAAAAAAGAUUUGAAUUUCUGGAAGCAGUUAGUGGCACCAUGGACGCUCAUCUUCGCUACUUUAAACAGGGAUAUGAGCUUUUGCAUCAGAUGGAGCCGUAUAUAAAUCAGGUGUUAACAUACGCACAUCAAUCUCGAGAAAGAUCAAACUACGAGCAAGCAGCCUUAAAUGAAAGAAUGCAAGAGUAUAAAAGACAGAUUGAUAGAGAAAGCAGAUGGUCUUCAAACGGGUCAAAUGGAUCUCCAAAUGGAGAUGGGAUUCAAGCGAUUGGUAGAAGCUCCCAUAAAAUGAUAGAGGCUGUCAUGCAAUCUGCUUCCAAAGGAAAGGUUCAAACAAUACGGCAAGGAUAUCUUUCGAAACGCUCCUCUAACUUGAGGGGGGACUGGAAAAGAAGGUUUUUUGUUCUCGAUAGCAGAGGAAUGUUGUACUACUAUCGCAAACAAAGCAGCAAACCCUCUGGUUCUGGCACUCAAAUUUCUGCUCAGAGAAAUAGUUCUGAACUGGGUCACGGGCUGUUGAGCCGUUGGCUUUCUUCUCACCACCAUGGUGGCAGUGGAGUACAUGAUGAGAAAUCCGUUGCUCAUCACACCGUUAACCUCUUAACGUCAACAAUAAAAGUGGAUGCCGACCAAUCUGACCUCAGAUUUUGCUUCCGCAUUAUUUCACCGACAAAAAAUUACACUUUGCAGGCGGAAAGCACCCUGGAUCAAAUGGAUUGGAUAGAGAAGAUAACGGGGGUUAUUGCCUCAUUGUUAAGCUCUCAGGUUACUGAGAGGUGUUUAUCUGGUAGUCCAAUGGGGAGCAGCCAUCACCGAUCCGCGAGUGAUAGCAGUUCAUUUGAAAGUUCUGAUUUUGAUCACAACAACUCAGCUGUUGAGGAAUAUCACAAUCACACAUCCGAGAGACCUGCCUACCCUAAUCCGGGCCGCCUAUCAAGAAUUUCACAUCACCUACAACCCGCUCCGAAACCCAUAGACGUGCUCCGUAGGGUCUGUGGAAACGACAAGUGUGCUGACUGUGGGGCCCCUGACCCAGAUUGGGCUUGUUUAAAUCUAGGAGUUCUUGUCUGUAUUGAAUGUUCUGGGGUGCACCGUAAUCUCGGUGUUCACAUAUCAAAGGUGCGGUCAUUGACGCUUGAUGUUAAAGUAUGGGAACCAUCUGUGAUUACCUUGUUUCAGUCUUUGGGGAAUGCCUUCGCUAAUUCAGUUUGGGAGGAACUGUUGCACUCCAAAAAGACGGAACUUGUUCCCGCAGGGUUGUACAAGUCGGAUAAGCCCCAGCUCCUUUGUUUCUCCAAACCUAGUCAUUCUGACUCAAUAGCUGUCAAGGAGAAGUUCAUUCAUGCAAAGUAUGCUCUAAAAGCAUUUGUUAGAAAGCCAAAGGAUCAUAGCUUAGUGGCACAACAUAUAUGGGAAGCGGUUGGUGCAAAUGACAAGAAAUCUGUAUACCGUCUGAUUGUAAACUUUGAAGCUGACGUGAAUCGUGUAUAUGAACGUGGAUCAUGUAAUUCUUCACUAACCCUAGCCAAAGCAAUGUUGUUGCAAGAGCCCACGGGUGAUCGUUCAAUGGAAGCAGGUACCAGUGAAGCUCAUGGAGAUGCUUUGGAUGGGUGCACCCUUCUCCAUCUUGCUUGUGAAACUGCGGAUGUUGGUAUGAUUGAGCUACUUUUACAAUAUGGGGCCGCCAUAAACGUCACCAGUUCCAGAGGCCACACACCACUUCAUCAUUGCAUCCUCAGAGGCAAGGCUGCAUGUGCAAAGCUGCUCCUUUCAAGAGGGGCGGACCCACAAGCUGUAAAUGGUGCGGGUAAAACAGCCAUGGAGGUUGCAGUUGAAUCGAAGUUUAGGGAUAGCGAGGUGUUGAGUCUGAUAUCAGAUUCGAAUGGGUAACGGGGUGGUUGAAGGGUAUAUAUAGAUGGAAAGAGUGUAAUUAGUCAAGUCAAGAAUCAAAGUUGGAAGGAGGGUCAGGGUCAGGGUCAGGGGAGGAGAUGCAUGCAUGCAUAUGUGUAAUUUUAUAAUGUAAGUAGCAUGUGGAUGUUAAAGUUAAGGGUGAGAGGUGGUGGUUGGUUUUGGAGACUUGUAUUUGUUUGUGUUUGAGAUUUGGGUGAGGGCUUGUAUGUACAUUGUUUUGGAUUCAAAAUCUAGUGAAAUUUUGACUUCUAAAUCAAUAGGAUUUUAGGCUA